This is a messenger RNA of Panicum virgatum (switchgrass), 924 nucleotides long. Its product is annotated as heavy metal-associated isoprenylated plant protein 6-like. The transcript has 4 exons. Gene Ontology annotation, molecular function: metal ion binding. Lineage: Eukaryota; Viridiplantae; Streptophyta; Magnoliopsida; Poales; Poaceae. The record is from RefSeq and is a predicted model, not a curated record. Bases 1 to 924 code for a protein of 307 amino acids.
AUGGCGCCUGUCAUCCUCGCCAUGGACGUGCACUGCGGCAGCUGCGCCAAGAAGAUCCGGAAAGCCAUCAUGAAGGUGCCUGGGGCGGAGAGCGUGACCGCGUCCUACGAGACCGGGCUCGUGGUGGUCGAGGGCACGGCCGACGCGGCGGCGGUCAUGGCGCGGCUCCGAGCCAGGACGAACAAGGCCGUCAGGGUCGUGAGCGACGGCGUGGAGGAGGACGGGGAGGCGGCGGCCGCGGGGGCCAGCGCCAGCGGCAGCGUCAACGCUAAUCCGCCGCCGCCUGCCGGGCCAGCUGAUGACCCUCCAGCUCCGGCGCCGCCCAUCGUCCUGGAGAUGGACCUCCACUGCCGGUCCUGCGCCGAGAAGGUCGAGAGGCGCGUCAUGGAGAUCCCAGGCGUGGACGCGGUCACGACGGACGUGCCGGGGCGCCGGGUGGAGGUCACCGGCACGGCGGACGCCUCGACGGUGGCGACGAGCGUCGAGGUCAGGAUGAGGAGGCCCGUCAGGGUGGUCAGCGACCCCCGCAGCGCGGGGGACGCGCCGGCACGGUACGACCACGAGCAGCGGAAGGCGGCCGCGGCGCGGGCAGCGGCGGAGCAGAUGUGGGAGCUGUACGGGGCGACGACGGCGCACGCGGAGCCGCGGCCGCAGGAGGUGGCGGCUACCGACAAUGCCAGCAACCACUCAUCGUCGCCGUCGUCAGCGGCGUGUCCCGCCGGAGGAGGUGAAUGUUACGGGCAGCAUUGGCCGGCGUACCAACCGCCGGAGGUGGGCGCCUUCUAUACGCAUCAAGGAGGAGAUUGUUUCGGGCAGCAGUACAGGCCGGCGUACCCGCCGCCGGAACCAGAGCCGGAGGGCUACUACUAUCCAUACGGUGGCCAGCCGGCGGAUGAGAAUCCUGGCAGUUGUUCCAUCCAGUGA